Habropoda laboriosa is the source of this 816-nucleotide messenger RNA. RefSeq lists its product as uncharacterized. The coding region runs from base 4 to 816 and encodes 270 amino acids. NCBI's taxonomy places the organism in Eukaryota, Metazoa, Arthropoda, Insecta, Hymenoptera, Apidae. The transcript has 6 exons. The record is from RefSeq and is a predicted model, not a curated record.
UUUAUGACCGAUAUUUAUAACACUUUAGUACAAAUAAGAUAUCCAAGAAUUACAACAACUGUAGCUGAAAAUAUAGAAGUAACAGUUCUUAGUGGAGAAAAUCGACUUUUUUUAUUGUCAUGGCUCCUAACUGAAAAGUCUCCAACAAUAUCUGAAAUUGGUAUUUGUAAUGAUGAGAAAUUAUUGCUGGGAAAUUGUCCUUUGGAAAAACAAAUGUCAACUUUAAAAUUAUUAUUGAAUUUUAUCAAGUGUAUAUUUAAUGAAUCCUCUGAUACUGAGUUUAAUGAAAAAGAGACUAUUAAUGAUAUAUUAAAUGUUUAUAUGAAUGAAGAUCCAAAUACAAUAACAUCUAGCAUUGAACCAAAAUUGAAUUACUCUGAAUCUAUGCAAUAUUUUGAUAAUUUGCAAAAAUAUUUAAAUGAAUAUCAGGUUUCAUCUUCUACUUGUGAAUAUAGGGAGGAAAAACAUAUAGAAGAAUAUCUUUCUGAGGUAAUAGGUGAAGAGAGUAAUAGAAUUGAUCAAGAUUUGUUAUUCAAUAAAGAAAAAACAGAAUUCAUAGAAGCAUUUUCAACAAUUGAAUCAUGGCCAGUGAAUAAUACAAAAAAUAUGAAUAAUUUGUAUUCCAUGGAUGCUGACAUCAGUGAUAUAUAUUUUAAUUUUUCUUCUUUAAAACAGUUUCUGCAAGUAAAGGAAGAAAUAUCAAAUGUCAAUGUACCAAAAGAAAUAAAGAAGUUAAACACUGUACUCAGUGAAAUUAUCGAAGAUACCGUUACCCACACUGAGAAAGCGAAAAAUGUGUGUAUGGACACUUACUAG